AUGGCGUUGCCCCCGGUCGUGAAGGCUUCGCUUCAGUCUACGCUGAUCAAUGCCGGGUCAAAUAUUCUGGCCCAGGGUAUCCAAGCACAUCAGAAUGAGACACCCUUUGAAUUAGACCGUCAGGCAUUGUGGCUAUUUACCACGUGUGCCUUCCUGAUGUCACCCUUUACCUUUUUGUGGCUUGAAGGCCUGGAGGCAGCAUUUCCCGGCUCAUACGAGGACCCCAGAUCCAAGCCAGAAAACGGGAAGGAGAAAAACGCCAGAUCGAAAUUCAACGUGAAAAAUAUCGUGGCCAAGGUUGUGAUUGACCAGACAGUUGGUGGCGCCUGGAACACAUUCCUUCUGAUUUCCAUCAUGGGGUUCCUGCGCGGACAGGACUAUGAGAGCAUCAUGGGACACGUGCGAAAUGAGUUCUGGCCCCUGCUGUUCGCCGGGAUGAAACUCUGGAGUUUUGUUUCGAUCUUCAACUUCACGUUGGUGCCUGCGGAUAAGCGAAUGCUGUCUGGAAGCCUUUUUAGCGUGGUCUGGGCCAUCUACCUAAGUUUACGAUCUGGGUAG
This is a messenger RNA of Aspergillus tanneri, 558 nucleotides long. RefSeq names its product Mpv17/PMP22 family protein. Gene Ontology annotation, cellular component: membrane; cytoplasm. The coding region runs from base 1 to 558 and encodes 185 amino acids. The transcript is spliced from 3 exons. The record is from RefSeq and is a predicted model, not a curated record. NCBI's taxonomy places the organism in Eukaryota, Fungi, Ascomycota, Eurotiomycetes, Eurotiales, Aspergillaceae.